Messenger RNA from Syngnathoides biaculeatus (alligator pipefish), 3810 nucleotides. RefSeq names its product solute carrier family 6 member 4a (gene slc6a4a). Lineage: Eukaryota; Metazoa; Chordata; Actinopteri; Syngnathiformes; Syngnathidae. The record is from RefSeq and is a predicted model, not a curated record. The transcript is spliced from 14 exons. Gene Ontology annotation, cellular component: neuron projection; membrane. Gene Ontology annotation, molecular function: serotonin:sodium:chloride symporter activity; serotonin binding. Bases 462 to 2492 code for a protein of 676 amino acids. Gene Ontology annotation, biological process: sodium ion transmembrane transport; serotonin uptake.
CUGCAUGUGUGUCAGUGUGUGUGUGUGUGUGUGUGUCGGUGAGGUGGAGGCGGAGAGAGGAAGAAACCAGCGAGGCUCAAGAGCGCAAUGGCCAGUUGGCUCUCCCGGUGUACGAGUCCACGCCGGUUGUUUCCUUGGCCGGUUUUCUUUAAUUUGCUGCUGCUUCUGUCUUUUAACUGACUGCCACUCAUCAGCGAGCCUUUGAUAAUAAGCAAUUAACAGAUCUACAAUCCACGCUCUAUUUUCUUCAAUAUUCGCCCUCUCCUCGCCAUUGUACGUCCGAGAAGGCCGCCGUUACUUCUCUGCCGCGUCAUUCCCAUUCUCUCAUCGCCCUUCAGCCCCUCACUUUUGUUACCCUAAUGGGCACCGUAUCGGGCCGCAAGACCGUCUUAUUUUCACUGACCUCUUCCCAGCCGUAACCGCCUCAUCUAAAACGCAAACACCACAAUCAGCGUGACCCGAUGGAGACAAAAGAUCUGAUGAUGGCCAACAUGUCGACAAAGGACAGAUGGGAGAGCGAGCCCGAGAGAGGCAAGGAGAGCGAGGAGGUGAAGGCACAAGAGGAGGCUACUCAGGACGAAAAUUGUCGACUGAUGCUGCCUGACGGUCUUGCGGAGAGAGGACCAAAGAGCCCGAACUCGGCUUCCGGGCAGCAGGUGUCCAACGGCUUCACCGCGUCCGGCGGCUCGCAGAGCUCCAAGGAGGGGGCGGGGCUUCCCGAAGCGUACUCUCCGGGUUCGGCCACGGGGCCCGCGGGCGGCUCCGGGUCUACUGAACCGCUGGGAGGCCUCAGGACUCUGGUGGUCCAACAAACCAGCUUGGACCGGCCCAGAGAAACUUGGAGCAAGAAGGUGGACUUCUUGCUCUCUGUGAUCGGCUACGCAGUGGACCUCGGCAAUGUGUGGCGUUUCCCUUACAUCUGCUACCAAAAUGGAGGAGGUGCCUUUUUGCUUCCCUAUCUGUUGAUGGCGGUGUUUGGAGGCGUCCCGCUCUUCUACAUGGAGCUGGCUCUCGGUCAGUUUCACCGCAAUGGCUGCAUCUCCAUCUGGAAACACAUCUGCCCCAUCUUCAAAGGUAUAGGCUUUGCUAUCUGCAUCAUAGCCCUCUACAUAGCCUUCUAUUACAACACCAUCAUGGCCUGGGCCUUGUACUACCUGUUGUCGUCGUUCCAGCCCACCCUUCCGUGGACCACGUGCACCAACAGCUGGAACACGGGCAACUGUUACAGCUACAUGUCCACUGACCAGAAUGUUUCAUGGUCCAACUCUUCCAUCUCCCCCGCUGAGGAGUUCUAUACUCGACACGUGUUGCAGGUCCACCGCUCUUCAGGUCUGCACCAGCUGGGUUCCAUCAGCUGGCAGCUGGCCCUCUGCCUGCUUUUCAUCUUCACCGUCGUCUACUUUAGCAUCUGGAAAGGCGUCAAGACAUCAGGAAAGGUGGUCUGGGUGACGGCCACUUUUCCAUAUCUGGUCCUCCUGGUGCUCCUUGUCCGUGGGGCCACCCUACCCGGGGCCUGGAGGGGCGUGGUUUUCUAUCUCAAACCUGAUUGGGAGAAACUGCUCAGCACUACAGUGUGGAUUGAUGCUGCAGCUCAGAUCUUCUUUUCGCUGGGUCCGGGCUUUGGCGUUCUUCUUGCCUUUGCCAGCUACAACCCGUUUCACAACAACUGCUACAAGGACGCUUUGGUCACCAGCUCGGUGAACUGCCUGACCAGUUUUCUGUCCGGCUUUGUGAUUUUUACUGUGCUGGGCUACAUGGCUGAGAUGAGGCAGCAGGAUGUGGAUGCUGUUGCCAAAGAUGCUGGACCCAGUCUGCUUUUCAUCAUUUACGCAGAAGCCAUUGCGAACAUGCCAGCUGCAACCUUCUUUGCCAUAAUCUUCUUCCUCAUGAUCAUUAUGUUGGGUCUGGACAGCACAUUUGCCGGUCUGGAGGGGGUGGUCACCGCCAUGCUCGAUGAGUUCCCCAACGUCCUUGUGAAGAGACGAGAGCGCUUUGUCCUUGGCCUCGUUUGCGUCUGCUACCUCGGGGCGCUCUCCACGCUCACAUAUGGAGGCGCUUUUGUGGUGAAGUUGUUCGAGGAGUACGCCACAGGCCCUGCAGUCAUCACUGUGGUGCUGCUUGAAGUCAUCGCCGUUUCCUGGUUCUACGGUACGACGCGCUUCUGCAACGACAUCCAGGUCAUGCUCGGUUUUCACCCGGGAUUCUUCUGGAGGAUCUGCUGGGUCGCCAUCUGCCCCACCUUUCUGCUGUUCAUCAUCAUCAGCUUCCUGGCCUUCCCCCCCGACGUCAAGUUAUUUGACUACCAGUACCCACCUUGGACCACGUCCCUUGGCUACACUAUCGGGGUGUCUUCGUUAAUCUGCGUGCCUGCUUACAUGGUCUACCACCUCAUCAAUGCCAAGGGCACUUUCAAACAGCGUUUAUCAAAGAGCAUCACUCCUGAGCCCAGCAAUGAGCAACACCGAGGCUUCAUAGUCACCAACGCAGUCUGACCCGUCCAUCUCCCCCCCCCUUCCUGUGGCAAUUUAAGCUCCUUAGAGCCCCCUCUUCUGGAUCCCUCGCGCCAGUACAAAACAUCAAGGCUACCUUUCACCACGUUUGCCUCGUCAUCAUGCAUCUCUCGCACCCGAUGUCUUUGUGAAGCUGAUAUGCAUCAAUUUUUUUUUUGGGGAUGUAACAUAGGUAGGAUGAUUGGUUGCAUCAAUUACGUUUGCUUCGGCUCAGUCCGGGUUUGUGAGCAGGUUUUCGUAAACGACAUCUUUCCAUUUCUUGACGAAGCGUAGCUGCACUUUUGUUCAGGCAACACUUAUUUUAUACAAUGAUUUUCAAACUGUACUGAUCAUUUCAACUAGUGCACACAUGAUUGUCCUUCCCUUCUGUUUCAUGCCAUCAUUUGAAUAAUAUACAGAUGAGUUAUGCAUUCUAAUAUGUAGCAAAAUUCAGGUAUUCUCUCUCGUCACUGAGACCAAAUAUAUAUUAUUUGUUCUGCUCAUAUUUCAUGCGAUGUGACGGUAUUGUUGUUCCAUUUUUUUCUUGGACUAUAAAGACAGACUUUCUGAGUUCUAAACACUGCGAAGCGGUGUAUUUUUGUGACAUGUAUUUGUACUGAAUGUGUGUAUGCAUGACGGACUGUUACAUCGGCCUCCAGAAAAAACCUCACGUCGAAGUUGUUUUCCUUCGACAAGCGCAAAACAAAAUGUGCAUUUCUUUUUGACAGGCAUCUGCAUUCCGUCACGUCAGCACAUUUACGUUGCAUAAUGAUGACGCGCGUUCGAGUCACCUUCUGAGCUUGUGGUCGUGUUGCGGCGGCGUCGGUAAUAGAAACCAAAUACGGACUUGAUAGCAUCACCAAGGUCAACUUCUAAAAGUCGACUUAAGACUUCAAAUAUGGCAAGUACUGUACAUCCAUCCCAAUGUGUGUAUUUCCUCAGUGUGGUAGUGGCGUAAUCUAUCCUGUGAAAACCUGUUUAAACCGUGUAGCUGGUUUGUGUGUGUGUGUGUGUGUGUGUGUGUGUGUGUGUGUGUGUGCGCGUGUGUGCGCGCGUGUGUGCGUGUGUGUGUGCGCGUGCGCGCGUGAAAUGUACUCAAGGUGUGUGCAGGAGAGCGAGACGGCGUUGUGUACAAAAAAAUGCUCUCUCGUUGUUGUCAACUGCCAAAUGGCCCGAAAGGACGUGACUCCCUCAAGUUACCUCUCGAGCUCGUAGAAGAUCGAUGUGUCUACAAAAGACAACCCAGAGUGUGUUGACAUCCUUACCUGUAUAGAAUAAACCUAUAGAAAUAUACAAGAUAAUAAAAGCUAUAUGAAGGGAA